Molecule: messenger RNA, 549 nt
Organism: Pocillopora damicornis (cauliflower coral)
Lineage: Eukaryota; Metazoa; Cnidaria; Anthozoa; Scleractinia; Pocilloporidae
Product: fibroblast growth factor receptor 3
Biological process (GO): protein phosphorylation; multicellular organism development; cell surface receptor protein tyrosine kinase signaling pathway
Cellular component (GO): signaling receptor complex; plasma membrane
Molecular function (GO): ATP binding; transmembrane receptor protein tyrosine kinase activity
Source: RefSeq, a predicted model, not a curated record
AUGCCUCCCCCAGUGGUGUCUUGGAUGACACCCAAUGGUCAGCGUCACAGUGGCAACAUGUUGGAGCUUACAAGCAUUAACAGAAGUGAAGCCGGUGAAUACAAAUGUGAAGCCAGCAACGAGUGUGGCAAUGCAACAAGGACAGCAAGCAUUCAUGUGCAGUUGAAGUUGCCCGGAAACCCUUGCCUUGUGGAAUGUACCAAUGGACAAACUUGCAGAGAAUUUGGAAAACACUUUUGUCUUUGUCCAAAGGGAAAAAAGGGAAAAGAUUGCAAAGAAAAUGACACAGUGGCAAUUGUUAUCAUGAUCAGCCUUAAAAUAAGCAAUAAAAAGUGGAGAGAGGAACUUACAGACUUGUCUGACCUAGAUACACAACUGUUUGUUGGAAUAAUAAUACGUUCGGUCGAUGAAGAAUUUAAAGGUUCUGGCGUUAGAGAAAUUAAUGUAACGCACCUGAGGUAUCAUCAUUCAUCGAUGACGAAAUCUACUUAUUCUACUUUGAUUUUAAAAUUCUUUAUGUUUCUGGUUGAGAUACUCUUUAAAACCUGA